CAGUGCCAUUCCCAAAGCCAGUGUCGCUUUCUGAGUCCGAAGGAUAGCCGUGCAAAACGACAUUGAAAUGGACAAAGUGGACCAAAAGCCUCCUUUCCCGAAAACGUAACAAUUAUAGAAACUGUAUUACACUUCAAAUAUAGUAAUAGUACACACGAGAUCGCCCAAUUGUUUGAUAUUUUCUCAUGUAAUGAACUCAUGCAUUCCAUACAUAUCCUCGCAUUUGCGAAAGGAUGAUCUAACAUUGACUUAGGCAUUAACUGCUGUCCGUAAUUAAUCAUAAUUAUAGCACAUUUAGGCUGCACAUAUAUGACUAUAUAAUGGUGCGCAAUACUUCCCAUAGCAUACAAGACAAAUAUGCACAACACCGUAUUAUGUGUGCCUUUACCUCCCUGUUAGAACAUGCAAUAUCUUCCCCAAUUAUCGUAACUUUCGUUUUAUGUCCAUUCCAGAUUCUUUGAUUCAUAGUUUGAUUAUUUAAUUUCAUGGUUUGUUUUCUGUCGAAAUGCAUAGAAAAAAAUACCAAUUACUUUAGCUUUUACGGUUUUAUUGAUAUUACUGCAUCGUAGCUGGCUUGAUUAGAUGAAAAACGUGAAUAUAGUCAAUCCUCAAUGUAUAGAGACGGAUACAUAUCAGAAAAUCCUAAGUAAAAUCAUGCUUUUUAAGGAGAUUCUGAAUACAGCCCUCUUGUUUAGGACCGACGACAAGAGACCAUGUGAAAAAAAAUACCUUCUAUGAAUGGUUAUAUGACUGUGACAUUGGUUAUAUUAUAUUACAGAUAUAUUAGAUAAUUUUAUUUAAAGGGUUAAUGCCUUGCCGAUAAUCAGCGACAACGCCUGCCCCACAUACAGGACUGACUAACCAAUAGGUUUCUAUACUGACAAGUACGUUUAUUGUCUCCACUUUUUGUAGAUAAAAGUACAUUUCAUAAACUGGGGUAUUUUGUGGGCAGUAACCAAUAGGAAAUAGGGUAACUGGAUUUGGCUGAUGACGACGUCAAAAUAAACAUCGCUGGUCAUCGUUAUUGAUCCCCAUCGAUUAGAAGGUACAAUACUUUUGUCAUUUGCUAAGUAGGCUAUCGCCGGCGCGCGCAAAUAAGCGCAUUCCCAACACCACAACAAUGUUCAGGUAAUAACAAUGCUGACAAAACCUAAUUCACAAAGAGUCUACUGUGCAGUUGGAUCUAUCUUAUUGUUCCAACUCACAAUCCUAUUUAAUUAAGGCUUGGGAGUAAAAGUGCGCUUGUGUUUUCCACACUAAUAAGAGAUGGGUGCACUUAAAGUGGCAAUCUAUUGUGCGACCAAUAUCAGCAAACCCACAAUAAACUACACGGUUCUCGUAAAAUGGCAAUUGUUCUCUAUCUCAUGACCAUUAUUUUGGCCACGGGGCUUGCGUGCGGCCUGGUAAUUUGCGCUGUUGCAUUAUUGUAUACCCUAUUCUGUACGAUUCGGAAAAUCAGCUACCUGCAGUAUUGGUGGACAUAGUGGAAAAAUACUACAGAAAAGCCUGGACCUGAAAAGGGCAUCAAACAUAAUGUCAUCCUCUCAAAACUUAUGGCGAGCUCUGAUUACACAAAAGUGGGGGAUUGGCUGCAAUCCUGCGGCAGGAGAUACUGGGCCUAGCAGUGUACCGGAGUGACAAUGACUGUUUAUCAAGGGGCCUCGACACCGCAGUGCGGUGCGUCUAUCUUCCAUCUUUCUGCAGACGAAGGCCCCGGAAGAAGUUCCUUAGCGACAAAACGUGCUAUUUCAGAACACCCUGGAAAUAUGUGAUAUACCGUAUUUACAACCGGCACUGAAAGGUCCGAAACAUGUUCUUAGUAAUGUUGUUGUACGAGCAAUGGGAAACAAGGGUAGCACAACAUGAAGUGUAAACGUGGUAGUCCUUUCACUGUUGGUCCUGACACAAUUAUCUCAGACUGUGGUGUGGGGGACCUGCACACGUCGUUUAGUCGUAUUAGGGACUGUAAAACGAGCAGCUGCAAUGUCAACACAUGAGAGACAAUCACCCCCUCCACUAUAUAUACUGACAACACCAUAGACUUCUCCCACAUAGGUUACACCCAAACUAAGUUAAGACUCCUUCUAUUCUUAGACAUGUAUAUAAUUAGAGUUGUUGUAUACUCUUACGAGUCUUACGAGUAGGGACGGUGUUGAAGAAAAGCAAUACACUGGUCUUCAAAAAUAUCAUAUUUACCGACGUUCGUUUGCUGAUCAUCAACUGGAGUUGGCUUGAAGCUGGGUCUAAUUUCUGCACGUUUGUUCAAAAUAAAUGUUUCCCUUCUAUCUGUCAUGCUGUUGUGAUUUGUGCCAUGCUCUGUGUGUAAAGUGUUGGUUUUAUGUUUGUCAUACGAAGAACUCGGCUGAGUUUUUUUUAUUAUUAUUAUUAUUAACGACACGUUUAUGAACAAUCAAAUGGUCCUCGUAAAAAAUUAUUGAGGGACAUAAAAACAUGCAUGGCCUCUUUCCGAAUUUAGCCUCAGUAGUGGGCAGGUCUGCUCAAUCCCCGUCAAAAGUUCGUUUAGCAGUGAAUAUCCCGUGCGUACAAAGUUUGUACAACUUAAUAGUCCAUCAAAACCGAUAAAUAGCAGCUUCACCCCAAGUAAUCAUAUUGGAACACACAUCGAAAAGGAGUGCGGUCAGAAAUAAACUAUUUUUAUCGAUUGCAGUGAAUUAAUGCUCAAGAUCAUGAUAGAAAACGAUAAGCCUUGUAUUUAAAUCGAGCAGUUCUGGUGGAUAUGUCGAAGUUUUUUUGUUUCAAACGACAUUUUGUCGACAAAGACAAAUUACACGAGGAAAUAGUGCGUUCUUUAGAGCGGUCAACGUACCUCCGUGGUCCAAUAACUGGGGGGCGCAGUUCUCCAUUGUUUAUGACAACAGCAUAAAACUAUGGCAUGAUGAGUGGUUAUUCCGGCCUAAUGAUUGGUCACAGAAUGGAAAUCCUUUUCAUAAAGAGCAUUUUCGGAUCUGAAGUACAUCACUGUCCCAAGUAUUGCGUGCGCAUUAAUCGACUGUAUAAUUUUGGAGUAAAUAUGAUCACGUGUCUUCCACCAGCCAAUGAGAGCUCAAAAGCCCCGGGAGAAAUAAUUACCUGACUUGAUUGUUCUAUGGGCAGAUAAAAAAGUACACAUACACUCCAUAUAAUAAUCUGAUGCAUGUAAAAGAGGAGAGAGGUAUCACAUCGUCAUGUCGACCACGGGUCCUAUAAGCAAUUAUUAUGUGGAUUCGUUGAUAAACCACGAGAGCGAGGAAGUAUUAGCGACGCGUUUCUCCGCGCCGGAGCUGCUCCCUGCCGGUUCACGACCGUCUCCUCUUGUCCCGGAGUGCUCGGAUUUUCCUUCUUGCAGCUUUGCGCCUAAACCUCCAGUCUUUACCUCGUCCUGGGGCCCAGUGCACUCGCAGUCCUCCGUGGUGUACCAUCCCUAUACCCAUCCGCCACACUUAAGCACAGACUCGAGGUAUGUGCGGUCGUGGUUGGAGCCUAUCUCUGGAACAGUCUCUUUCCCAGGCUACCCGGCUAACAGCAGACACUACGGGCUGAAGCCAGACGCUAUCCCCGAACGCAGACCCGGAGAUUGCAUCGCCGCCAACGGACGCGGCUAUCCGGAUUACUAUUAUGGUUCUUCACCUGAUCUCCGGGAUAAAACGCAGCAGAUCAUCCCUUCGCCAGAGGCGGAGGCUUUGGUUUCGGGCAAGCUCAAAGAAGACAAGCCGGAGUUUGAUCCAAAUAACCCAGUGGCGAAUUGGAUCCAUGCGCGCUCCACCAGGAAGAAGCGGUGUCCUUAUACCAAAUAUCAAACACUUGAACUCGAGAAAGAGUUUUUGUUCAAUAUGUACCUUACAAGGGACCGUCGAUACGAGGUCGCCCGGGUCCUAAAUCUCACCGAGCGACAGGUCAAAAUUUGGUUCCAGAAUCGACGGAUGAAGAUGAAGAAAAUGAACAAGGAGAAGACCGAGAGUAAUGAACAGUAGCUCGAAAUGACAGACACAGAAGAUUACGAAAA
This is a messenger RNA of Clupea harengus (Atlantic herring), 4003 nucleotides long. Its product is annotated as homeobox protein Hox-C9. Gene Ontology annotation, biological process: regulation of transcription by RNA polymerase II; proximal/distal pattern formation; anterior/posterior pattern specification. Gene Ontology annotation, cellular component: nucleus. Gene Ontology annotation, molecular function: RNA polymerase II cis-regulatory region sequence-specific DNA binding; DNA-binding transcription factor activity, RNA polymerase II-specific. The record is from RefSeq and is a predicted model, not a curated record. NCBI's taxonomy places the organism in Eukaryota, Metazoa, Chordata, Actinopteri, Clupeiformes, Clupeidae.